CAUCACAUGUAUGCGUCAGGCUCAGGAAGCCGACACACUGCUUUAGGUGCUCAUCACAGUCAGAUCUUCACUCACGUCUUCCUGCACUCCUUAGGCUGAGGUUGACCUGAGAGCUCUGCAGUCCAACUGACGAUGCCACAACAACACACCCAUCAUUCCCUCAUCCACGUCCUCUUGUUAUGGACCACCAUCCUUUCCAUCAUCCAAAUUGUGUCCAUAGUGGUUUUCUUCAAAGUGGAACGCUGUAGCCAGUGUCAGAACUGUAGCGCUGUAGCACGAGAACACAAAAUGCCAUUCCAUGAAAACAAUAACACUUCGUCUCCUCCUGAGUUUCUCCUGGCAAAGGGCAAAAUGGCAAACUUUGAAAGCAAAGGAGUCCACCCAAAUAAAACCAUCGAGUGGAAAGAAGACGACAGUUCAUCAGGCCUGAUCUCAAGUGGAUACGUUCUGAACAUACUGAAGGAUGGAUAUUACUUUCUGAGUCUCAGGGUAACGCUGGAAUGCAAUGGAAAGAAAUCUACAGGGCAGGAACUGGACCAAAUAAGCGUGAAAAACUUGGAUAAAGAUAUUCUGCAGGGUUGGUUUGAUGCACAAACAUGCAGCACAGGCGUCCUCAGCAAAGUGGAGAGACUCGCAGCUAGAAGCACCCUGAUGGUCACCAUCACCAGCAAUAAGAGUACGAAUGACAGCGGAUCACUGACCCACCUGAGUGUCAUAUACAUGGACAAUCCUUAAACACAGGACUGGUGACGGAACGUUUUCACUGUGUUUCAGGGUUUGUGCUCAUGUAGCGACCCUGUGCAGAUGCAAAGAUAGUUGAGUUUAUUGUCCUCAAACCCAUCUGAACAUCUCUUUACGACAUCUCUGUGUACAGUCGCAAAGAUGGAGAUCUGCCACAAACCAAACUAACCCUGGGAAACAAUUGGUUUUGAAGUCCUUCCACUGUAUAACAUCCUCAGGGUUUGUGUAGUCGAUGCCAUCACUACAAAUCUACUUCUUCGCUGUUGUGCUCAAACUUUUGUUUCAUAAACCAGAAAAGCAGACUGAGACUUAUCUCAUUUCUGCUCAGAUAGCUACCCAGAUAGCAAAAUCAUUAUGGCUUAAAUCUGGCCCAAAACUGGCAUGCCAUUUUG
Molecule: messenger RNA, 1133 nt
Organism: Sphaeramia orbicularis (orbiculate cardinalfish)
Lineage: Eukaryota; Metazoa; Chordata; Actinopteri; Kurtiformes; Apogonidae
Exons: 4
Coding region: 133-735 (200 amino acids)
Molecular function (GO): protein binding
Source: RefSeq, a predicted model, not a curated record